UUUUGUCUCUUCUCUUUUGGUGAUCAGUUUCGCGGGAACUUCAUUGCAGUCCGUUUUUUUUCUCAGUUACUGCCGAUCUGCUGAGUUUCCGGAUUUUAUGUAUUUGAUUUAAACCCGUCUCGGUGUACAUGAUGCUGUUUCGUUUUGUCGUCGAUCGAGGAGUGGAUAAAAGAAGAAGUAACGGUAAGCAUGGGGAUUACCCGCUCUCAUCUUUGCUGGAGUGUUUCCAGUGUCUCCGUCAUGAUGAACACGUGUCAUAUGGAGACUCGGGGGUCGCCGUUCCUCCGUUCGGAUGCACAUUUUCCACAGCUCCUGGGCAAGGCAGCAUGCUGGCUGUAGCAAAUGAAGAAGGAACUGUGAGCCUUUAUAACACUGAGAGAUGUAGCAUUGUGCUGAAAGAAUGGUUGGCGCACGAUAACGCGGUGUUCGAUAUCGCUUGGGUCCCCGGAGCGAACAGCCUGGUGACCGCGUCGGGUGAUCAGACGGCUCGGCUGUGGGACGUGAUCUCCGGGGAGCUGCUGGGAAGCUUUAAAGGGCACCAGUGCAGCCUGAAGAGUGUGACCUUUCCCACACAUGAGAAAGCUGUUUUCUGCACCGGAGGCAGGGACGGGAACAUCAUGCUGUGGGACAUGAGGUGUAGUAAGAAAGAUGGCUUCUACAGGCAGGUAAAACAGAUCAGUGGAGCUCACAUGAAGAUGGAGAGAAACACACCUCAAACGAAGAAAAAACGAGCGCCGUCCAGAGGAAUGGCUCCUUCUGUGGACUCUCAGAGAGGCGUGACUGCUGUGCUUUUCCGUGACGAGAACACGCUCCUCUCGUCAGGAGCCGUAGACGGGUCGAUUAAGAUGUGGGAUUUGAGAAAGAGUUACACGGUGUAUCAGCAGAACCCCACACCACUCCAGACCUAUCAGUACCCCGGAUCAUCCACACGCAAACUAGGGUAUUCAGGCUUAACGUUAGACUCAACAAGCUCCAGACUGUUCUGCAACUGCACAGAUGACAAUAUUUACAUGUUUGAUGUCAGUGGAUUGAAAACUACACCAGUGGCUGUGUUCAGUGGCCACCGUAACUCCUCGUUUUAUGUGAAGUCCAGUAUAAGUCCAGAUGAUCAGUUCCUGGCCAGUGGCUCGAGCGAUGGCCAUGCUCAUAUCUGGAAGAUUUCUGACCCAGCUCUGGCUCCUGUGAUGCUUCAGGGUCACAGCCAGGAAGUGACCUCAGUUACUUGGAGCCCCUCGGAUUUCACAAAGAUCGCGACCUGCUCUGAUGAUAACACGGUGCGGAUCUGGAGGCUCAACCGCAGCAUGGAUGGAAAUUUAGCAUCAGGAGAUUUAAACCUUGUAGGCAGAGCACACCGUAAAAUCCAGACGCCAUCCCGACCAUCUGGCUACUUCCCUCUGGCUGAUAUAACCCCUGUUCGGUGCAGCAGGUCAGGCAGCGAUGACUCUCUCUUGUCCCCUCGACCUGCCUCGUGUGCCCCCAGCGGUGCUGACUUCCCUCCUCCAUCUGUCACCUCCUCUCCUGCUGAUCCUCCGUUUUCGGCCCAGACUAAAACUCCACUCUCAAUCCCAGUCAUUAACACGAUCAGCUCCGAGAGGCGCGCCAAACGCCGCCUGGACACGAGCGAGAUGAGGACGGAGGAAGACGACAGCGAUGGAGUGUCCGAGCUCUAUCCGGAAUGUAAGAGGAUCCGGGAGUCUGCGAGCGCUUUCUGUACAUCAGCGGAGGAAGAAACGGAACGGAAAGAAGACCGGAUCGGCUUGUCUACGCAGGCUGAUAAGGAGAACAGCUCACCUCUGAAAGCUGACUGGCUUUCUGCAAUGAGCCGAAAACUAAAACAAUCUCACAGUGGACCAGCAUUAUCCAAAAGCCCUAAUGCAGGGAAGAGACAAGACCCGAAGACACAGUCCCUCUCUGCACUGGGCUCUCCACAAUCAGUGAAGAAAGCCGGCUCCCCACAGACAAAGAGAAUUUCCUCUCCAGCUUCUAUGAAAAAGAUUUCUGCAUAUUUCCAGAAAACACCAAAAGACUGAAAAUAUUUUUAUUUGUUUUUUUUGGGGGGAUUCUGACUUGGACUAUUCUACUUCCAGUGUUCAUGGAAGGAAAAACCUACACUAAGAUUUUAAGGUGUUUGUUUAUACCUUGGGAACUUUACCCUCCAACUUUGUCUUUUUGUGAGACCAAAUUCAGUGGGAUUUUUUUUUUUUUUUAUGCAAAUGGACAAAUUAUAUUUCAGAAUUUUAUAUAUAUAAAUAUAAAAAAACACAACUUUACCAGUCCUAAAAUCGAUUUAUAAAGAUGUUGUUUAAUGUUGAGUGCAAGUGUAUGAGAUGUGCUGUCAUGUUCAUAAUGCAUGUGGAUUUCUUUUGUUUGUUUUAAACAUUCGAUACUGUGUUGGUUUGAAGUGGUGAUUAAAUACAGGCACUCUGGCUGGUAAAGUCUGAA
Messenger RNA from Silurus meridionalis, 2442 nucleotides. RefSeq names its product denticleless E3 ubiquitin protein ligase homolog (Drosophila) (gene dtl). Gene Ontology annotation, molecular function: protein-macromolecule adaptor activity; protein binding. NCBI's taxonomy places the organism in Eukaryota, Metazoa, Chordata, Actinopteri, Siluriformes, Siluridae. Gene Ontology annotation, cellular component: nucleus. The transcript has 15 exons. Bases 129 to 2030 code for a protein of 633 amino acids. The record is from RefSeq and is a predicted model, not a curated record. Gene Ontology annotation, biological process: mitotic G2 DNA damage checkpoint signaling; proteasome-mediated ubiquitin-dependent protein catabolic process.